Molecule: messenger RNA, 808 nt
Organism: Ictalurus furcatus (blue catfish)
Lineage: Eukaryota; Metazoa; Chordata; Actinopteri; Siluriformes; Ictaluridae
Gene: mespbb
Product: mesoderm posterior bb
Exons: 1
Coding region: 1-723 (240 amino acids)
Biological process (GO): regulation of transcription by RNA polymerase II; somite rostral/caudal axis specification; heart morphogenesis
Cellular component (GO): nucleus
Molecular function (GO): DNA-binding transcription factor activity, RNA polymerase II-specific; protein dimerization activity; RNA polymerase II cis-regulatory region sequence-specific DNA binding
Source: RefSeq, a predicted model, not a curated record
AUGGAUGUUUCCUCUCCUCUCUUCAGCUACAGCUCUCUCAGCUCCGAUUCGGAGAUCUACAACGUCUCAUCUCCCGAAUCGUCGAGCGAAGGGAGGCCGAAGCCGAAGAGGACGCACUGCAAGAACCCGAGCAAGCAGAGGAGGAACGCCAGCGAGAAAGAAAAGCUGCGGAUGAGGGAUCUGACCAAAGCGCUCCACUAUUUAAGGACGUUCCUUCCACCGUUCGUGGCUCCGGCCGGGCAAACGCUCACCAAGAUCGAGACGCUGAGACUCGCCAUACGUUACAUCUCCUACCUGUCCUCUCAGCUCGACCUCGAGAUGUCCUACUGUCAGAGCCAUGACCUCAGAUCUCCUCACCACGGUCCGGCUUCACAUUCCUGGGAAGAAGGAAAUCUCGGAAACGAAACGGAAGCCUUCUACACCCAGAAGAAUAAACCUCCUCACAGCGCUUUCUACGAAUCCUGGAGUGCAAGAAAUGGAAAAACACUCCACGAUGAACAAGAACACAUCACUCCUCCCCACAGUGACGUCGUCGGUGAUCACGGACUCUACGAGCGACGUCACAUGACGCUCCAAUCGGGAAGCGGAUUUACCCAAGCGGAAACGGAGCAAAGAGACGGGAUUAAAAUGGAAAUUCCCAACUGCGAUGAACUCUUCACUUCCGGCUUCGACUCCAUCAUGAAUCCGCAAACGUCCCUGUCGCACCAGGUAAUCCGCACGUGAUCCACACAUAAUCCACGCAAACAGUGUUCUCCAGCAAAAAGACGCCAUCUUUAUUUAGUGAAAUGAGUCUAAAAAUGGUGUGUUC